UGUAUAGUUGCCCCUCUUCUCUCCUCCUUCAGUGUAAGAUGGUGGUUUCUGGUAGAACUAGGUAGCCAACACACACAGAGGCUAAGCGUAAAGGCCGACUGGUUUCACAAAGCAUAUGCUACUGAGUUCCUCGGACAGCGACUUGCUGUAACGGCGGAACCGGCUCACACGGAGGCUGCUCCCCGAUAAGCCCGGAGAGGAAGCCCUAGCAAGACACAGGCAGGGGAAAAUUGACAGAUCUCCAUGCUUCAUAUUGUGAGCUGCCCAGUACAGCCACAGUCUUUUACUGCUGACCACUGACCAUCUCCAUUGCAGCAGCCUUGCACACAGUCCCUCACUGUCCUGUAGAAGCUGGCCAGUCCUGUAGCGUGGUAUCAUAGGAUGUCCCGGAGCCCUGACGUGAAGGACGACCCCAUGGAGUGCCCACUGUGUAUGGAACCACUGGAGAUUGAUGACGUCAACUUCUUCCCAUGUACCUGUGGAUACCAGAUAUGCCGUUUCUGUUGGCAUCGCAUCCGUACAGACGAGAAUGGCCUCUGUCCCGCCUGCAGGAAGCCCUACCCAGAAGACCCUGCGGUGUAUAAGCCCCUGUCACAGGAGGAGCUGCAGAGGAUAAAGAAUGAGAAAAAGCAGAAACAGAACGAGAAGAAGCAGAAGAUCACAGAGAACCGCAAACAUCUGGCCAGUGUUCGCGUGGUCCAGAGGAACCUGGUGUUUGUAGUGGGGCUGUCUCAGAGGCUGGCUGACCCUGAGGUUUUGAAGAGGCCAGAGUAUUUUGGGAAGUUUGGGAAGAUUCACAAAGUGGUUAUCAACAACAGCACAUCAUACGCGGGCUCACAGGGGCCUAGUGCUAGUGCCUAUGUCACUUACAUUCGCUCUGAAGACGCCCUCAGGGCAAUCCAGUGUGUCAACAAUGUAGUAGUAGAUGGCAGAACACUUAAGGCUUCUUUAGGAACAACAAAAUACUGCAGUUACUUUUUAAAGAGCAUGCAGUGUCCUAAACCGGACUGCAUGUAUCUGCAUGAGCUCGGGGACGAAGCUGCUAGUUUUACAAAAGAGGAGAUGCAGGCAGGAAAGCACCAAGAGUACGAGCAGAAACUAUUACAAGAUCUCUACAAAAUGAACCCUACCUUCCUACAGACCUCAGCUGCGGCAGGGGAGAAACCAAAGGGCAAAUCCAACUCUUUACAAAGAUCCAACAGUACCAACAAAGAUGGCUGGCCGUUGCUGCAGCCAUUGGGAAAGACAGCCAACGGUCUGUCAUCAGACCACAGGAAGAGUCCCACGUUGGACGGAUCUGAUUCUGAACACAUGACCCCUGAGGGGCCCGAACCUGACAUCAGUCUUGGCCCUGUAGCAGCCCUCUCCCCUUUCUCUUCAAACUGUGAUCCUGCCAGCCCGAGUGACAAACUGCCAGACAUCAUCAGUAUAGGCAAUGGUGAAACGUCACAACUGCUCCCGGGGAGUGACUCUCCGUCGCCCCCUCCUGGCCUCAGUAAACCUAGCCUGGUGGUUCCCAUCAGUGUGGCAGGCCUCACAGCUCGUUCCCCAUUCGAGGGCGGUGCUGCAGAGUCACAGUCUCUGUUCUCAGACAACAGCAACUUCCGGCACCCAAACCCCCUCCCCAGCGGCCUGGCUGGCUUUCCCAGCUCCCCACACAGCAACGCUGACUGGCCCACAGCACCAGAACCACAGAGCCUCUUCACCUCAGACACCAUACCAGUGUCAUCCUCCACAGACUGGCAGGCGGCCUUCGGCUUUGGCUCAUCUAAACAGCAGCAGCAGGAUGAUGACCUGGGCUUCGACCCUUUCGACAUCACCCGCAAGGCACUGGCUGACCUCAUAGAGAAGGAGCUCUCUGUUCAGGACAGCUUUACCUCUUCCUUGUCGCCCAGCUCCUUCCCGCACAGCCCCCAUGGGCCCUCCCUCACCUCCCUUCCCACCAAAGGCCUCGGUUCCCCUGGAGGUCUCCUGGCCCCCAACCACCUCCCACCCAACUCUGGCCUCCCACACCGCUUCUCUCAGCACCAGCACGUUCACCGUGGAGUCUACAACUCCUUCAGCUUUCCUGGGCACCCUCCACUCUCCUCAUCCUCCUGCUCCUCCUCCACCACUUCCUCCUCAGCUCCCCGCCAAUCCUGGAUGGGUGCCACCCCAGCCUCUUCACGCAAUAACUUUGCGCACUUGAACCACACUGUCAGCCCAACAGUCUCCACCUCACACAGCAGCUUCUUGGACUUGACUCUGCUGUCAGGGCAUCACAGUACUGGGCUAGGAGGAAUCCCAAUCACAGAGAACAGCGGUUGUGUAGAGAGUAUAAAUGUGAAAGAGUGGCAAGAUGGCCUCAGAGCGCUCUUACCCAACAUCAACAUCAACUUUGGUGGGCUACCCAACUCUUCGUCUUCCUCGUCCUCCUCCUCCUCCUCAACGUCCAGCAUCAACCACACGGGGGCGCCAGUGGGCACGGGGGGCAUCUCUCACAGCCUCAGUUGGGACAACACAGCCAGCUGGAUGGACCCAGCUAUCAUUACAGGGAUCCCGGCCUCCAGUGGCAACAGUCUGGACUCUCUUCACGAUGACAAUCCUCCACACUGGCUCAAGUCCCUGCAGACCCUCACAGAGAUGGAUGUCCCAUCUAGCUCCGCAUCGCCCCACCAGCCCCCACACAGUGGCCCCUUCGGGAGCCAGCCCCCCCCUCGCAGAGCUGGCUGGGCACCCUACCCAGCCCCAGCUACCCAGUUCCACUCCCCCCCGCCAGGCUUCCAGACGGCCUUCAGACCACCGGCCCAGAGCCAGACAGACCUGCUACAGAGCGCCACCGUCGACCGCCACUAGGGACUGUCAGUGUAAACCCUAACCCUCUCCAACAACCACAGAGAGUCACUCAACCAAAUCAGCAGAGAUACAAAACUAUUAACAAAUAAUAACAAGAUGAUAUACUAUUUUCAUUUCUUCCUCCUCAUGAUCUUCUGAGCUCUUGUGUUUUCUUGUCUCAGUUUUCAAUUGGUUAUUGAAGUUGGUCUAGUUGCGCUACCCCAGCCACACUCCUAACACUGUCUGCCAGCAUCAUGAUUACACAGCUCUGCUGGGAGCAUCUCAUCUAAUGAAACAGAAACCUAUUCAUUCCCUAUGAUUGGCUAAGAAUUGACAGGAAUUUCCAAAGCUUUUUGAAUUAUUCGUAAGUAGUGGUAUCCAGAUAUUAAGCCACUUGGAUCAUGAUGGAAAAUACAUUCAUUGUGUUGUUGAAAUAAGACAAAGUUUGAGAGGCACUUUGGAAUAGACACAACUGACUCCCAUUGGGUAAGUCUCAGAACACAAUUGUCUGCCUUCAAACGAUUUGCCAAAAAAGCUCAUCUCAAUCUGUCUACAUGAGAGAAGCUGCCUCCUUCGAACCCCUGAGGCAAGUGAUUGUGAGAAAUCAAGGUUUGCGCUGCGUCUUAGCAUCAGGGCCUCGAUUCUUUGAUCGGGAGCUUUGCAUUUUUUUUUUUAUUUUUUUUUUAAUUCACAGGAUCAAAGGAAUUUUGGGGAGAAAUUUGAAAAGCAACAGCUAAGCCUUAUCUGAUUCGAUGGGAAGACAAGUAAUGUCUGUAUUCCCUAAAACCAAGUCUGUGUUGAGUAAAGCUUUGUUCAGUUGGGAUCUGUUGGUAAAGGUUUUGCUAAAACAAGGCAGGGGGUCUGGAUUUCAGGAGCUUUGUGAGUGGAGGUUUAGUUAGAAAUUUCACCCUUUACCCCCACGAGAUCUGUCAGCCAAACCUCUGUAUCAGAGGGUAGAGACUGGCGCUAGAUAUGAAGCACCACAGUACAGAGUGGGCUUAACAUAGUAGGUGCCACCGUGUGGCGCUGAUUGUCAGUUGUGAUGACCCUGAGACCUUGCCCAUGGUCUUAGACUGGGGCGCAGGCUGAGCACAGUUCCUGUUCAUGUUGGGCCUGUACUGCACUAAUGUGGGCAUGUGGUUUGUGUGUUUGGACAGAGAAAGCACUUUGUUUAGUGUUCAUUUGUCAGUGUUUCACAGGUUUUAGAGAUUCAAAGCAGGGUAAAGAGUUAUAUUUUGAGCUGUUCAAAAAAAAUUGUUUGUUUUUAAUUGGAUUAAGCUGCAGCUGGUUGCUCUACUCAGUCUGUUCUCACAUUUUCCCUACUUGGUUCCUACGGAAGGGAUUAAGGCCACAGUUUAAAAAAAAAAAAAAAAAGUUUUGAGCUAAAUCUCAGAAUUUUGACAAAAGCCAGAAUUGUGAGGAUAAAGGCAGUAUUCUAAGAUCAAAGUCAGAAUUCUGACUUUAAUAUUUAUUCUAAGGUUGAAGUCAGAAUUCUGAUUGAAUUCUGGCUUCAUUCUUACAAUUCCAAUUCUGAUUUUCAAAAAUUAGUGUGGCCCUAAUGCUCUUCUGUAAAUUCCUGCUUCAUUUUAUCACAUCAGUUUUUGUCUCUCAAGGAUAUGUGUGCUGGGAUAGUAGUGCUUCAAGGCAACUCAAACUGUUGGUAACAUCAGGGGUUUAACAUUUACCCCUUCAUUCUUAAAAAAAACUCCAAGUGUUUUAAAUGGUCUUAUUUUUCUUUCUCCGUAAGGUCCUUACAACUUUCACUACUCAACAGUAUUCUUGAGGAUUAAGACACUGAUGCAGUUUAACCAUGGGCUGGUUUUACACAGUGCUAAAAACAUGAGUUUAAAAUGAAGAGCUGAAGGAACUGCACCUUUACAGGUCUGGAAGAAAAAAAAUUAAAUCUUAAAUAAAAGAGAAAACAUAA
Myripristis murdjan (pinecone soldierfish) is the source of this 4741-nucleotide messenger RNA. It is a transcript of the gene cnot4b, whose product is annotated as CCR4-NOT transcription complex, subunit 4b. The record is from RefSeq and is a predicted model, not a curated record. The coding region runs from base 382 to 2835 and encodes 817 amino acids. Gene Ontology annotation, molecular function: ubiquitin-protein transferase activity; metal ion binding; RNA binding. The transcript is spliced from 14 exons. Gene Ontology annotation, cellular component: CCR4-NOT complex. Gene Ontology annotation, biological process: protein ubiquitination. Lineage: Eukaryota; Metazoa; Chordata; Actinopteri; Holocentriformes; Holocentridae.